AUGGCUGCUUUGGAAGCCUUCCUGCCUACGGGUUGCAGGUACUGCAGUGCAAUGCCAGCUCUGGACAAGUUCUCAUGCUCCAGAGUUGUGCCUACUGUCAGCCCUGGCUGCAGGAGCUCUUCUGUAGUGCAUCCUGCCUGGAUGGCUGAGCCCCUCACCCCCCAGAGGUGCCAAUGGAUUACCCACUGCCCCUCCUCCCCUGACCCAGCAUGGAAGAGGCUGAGUGCAUCAGGGAGAUCAGUGGGCUUAGAUGGCAACAUCCCUGUGUUGGUGAGAGGGGAACAAGAUGGAUUUUACUACCGUGGUACAGUAAAAGAGGAGGUAGAGCAGAAUGAAGGAAGCAUGUUCCUGGUAGAGUUUGCCAAACCACUUGUGUCACAUGGAAGGCAUCCAGUGUGUGUACAAAAAACAGCAAAGGAUGACAUCCUAGAAUACGUGAACAGGAUGAAGCACUCGUUACUCCCUGGAGACAAAGUGCUGGCACCCUGGGAGCCAAAUAUGGCCAGGUAUGGCCCUGGAACUGUCCUUACAGGCAUUGAGAUAAGGGACCCCUUACAAGCCUCAGAAGAUGAAGGAAUUAUGGUCCACUUCUGGAAUGACAAGAAAGUCAAGCUUCCGCGAGGUGUGGCUGUCUGGAUCCCUCCUAGCCUGUGGGAAAGGAUUGUAGAGAUGAUCCAUAUGCCCUUCACCAGCAGGGCGAAGCCUGGAGAGAUUCCAGACACUAACUGUUGCAUUUGUUCCUACAGUCCUAAACCAGCCCUGAUUCCCAUUUGUGCUGUACCUAGCCUUGCCAAGCACUGCUUGCUUUGCUCACCCUGCUGGCUGUGUUUCCACUAUCACUGUGGCUGUAUAAGCUGCUUGUCAGCAUAUGUAAGCAUCUGUUGCUGUCAUCCCCAUGUGAGUGCCUGGUGGCCUCUUCCAUGCAGGUGUCUGGUAUUUCAAAGUGAAAUGGAAGAGGUAGAGUCCAGUGGUCAGCCCCCUCUGUGCCUUCUAGAAACAAAAAGCCCCAGACCAGAAGCAGCAGCAGCUGUGGCACCAUCUUCUCCCUCUUAUGAUUCAGAGUGGGAGCUGGAGCCAUUCACCACUCAGAAUACUGCAGUGGACAGUGCUGUUAACACAGGCUCCAGCUGUCUUGAGAAGCCCAGGCUAAAGGAUUCUGCAAGAUCUGAGUGGGAAUACUGGAAAAGAAGCCACCACAAGUCCCAUCCCAGUAAUUCAGCUCUCCUUUUAGCAUAUAAUCCAAUGGAAAACUACCAGAACAUGAAAUCCAUGCAGAAUAACCUGAAAUAAUUCCUUUUAAGCUUAAAGUGCAUUUCCCUCUCUUUGGAAAUCAAUGUUUCUCCAUUUCAGUUCUGGUUUCAUUCUCAGAUACCAUUUUAUUCCUUCCCAGGACUUGUGAGUUGCGGCAGCACAUGUGCAAAGAGCAAGCUGGAACCCAAAGACAUCUCUACUGGGGACACGUUCAGUGUUGCCUCUACUAAUCAUAGUGCAAUGCUUGAAGCCAUCGAGCAGCAUCCCAGAAGGCAGGUCACAAUGAAAGAAAUCUUAAGAGACCAAGACUUCAACCUGUCAAUGAGGGAAGAAGGUUUUGUGGCAUCAGAAAAACAAAGAUAUAAAACAGCAAGAAAGAAAACAGAGUUAGAUGAUAAACAUAAAGCAACUUACAUACAGGAUGACAAACUUGACGAUACAGACCAUGUCAGAAGAGAACAGACAGAAAAAUCAGUAAAGAGCUCACUUGCAACAGAACAGAGAGACAUGAUCAGCCACAAUUCAAUAAAAGUACAACUGAUGAAGCUCGGGAGCUGA
Molecule: messenger RNA, 1809 nt
Organism: Melopsittacus undulatus (budgerigar)
Lineage: Eukaryota; Metazoa; Chordata; Aves; Psittaciformes; Psittaculidae
Gene: C4H11orf16
Product: chromosome 4 C11orf16 homolog
Exons: 8
Source: RefSeq, a predicted model, not a curated record